UACUUCAAACUACAGUAUAGCAACUGACCCAAUAGAACAUCUCCGUUUUUUUAUCAAAACGAUGCCUUGGAAGAAGGUUAUAUGUGGCAAAUCAGCUACCUCGAGAUCUCUUACUGGUCUGUUGCGGAAAAUGUGGUCAAUGUAUCUAGGCAAUGGUAAUAUCUCAAUCUAGCGCGUUGGUAUCACCGGAGCUUAUUUCAGACUGUGUAUCACGCUGGAAUGCUGCUUGAUCCUACAGAUGUCCUGGGAAAACAGACAAGCCCAGGGAAAAUCCAAAAGGAAAAACAUGCAACCUUUUAAUCCAUGGAGACAUGGCAUAUAGGUUCCUCACUAGCCGAGUUGUGCCAUCUUCAAACAGGCUAACGAGAAGAUUUCUUUUUAUAUUCACGCUGUCUUUGUCCUUCUCGUAUUUAUGCUACAGCCUCAUAUUCUGCUCUGAUACCAUCAUGCAAAACCAGAGUGUUGAGCAGCACAGGUGCCUGCUUUUCCAGAAUGUCGGGAGCAAAAAACUUCUGCAAAAAUCGCAUUAUUGCACUUUGCCUGUGGAUGCGAAAGGAAUCCGGGAUGCCACUUCUAAUAUGGGUCUUACUCGCCAUGGAACAAAUCUAGCUUACAACCAAAGUAAAAACUUUGCAGCGUUCCUUAGCACCCCGCGGAGUAUCAGUGCACACGACCGGAGGUCGAAUAACAACACUGGCGCUCCAAAAUUUGGGAACAAAAAGUUGCCAAAUGCCAUCAUUGUUGGCGUAAAGAAAGGGGGUACUAGAGCUGUGCUGGAGUUCAUCAGGAUCCACCCGGAUGUGAGGGCAGUUGGCACAGAGCCGCAUUUCUUUGACAGAAAUUAUGACAAAGGUUUGGACUGGUACAGAGGCCUGAUGCCGCGGACUCUAGAUAGCCAGAUCACUAUGGAGAAGACGCCAAGCUACUUUGUGACACGAGAGGCACCCAAACGCAUCUCAAUCAUGUCUCGUGACACCAAGCUGAUAGUUGUAGUGCGCAACCCUGUCACGAGAGCCAUCUCUGACUACACACAGACCCUGUCCAAGAAACCCGAUAUCCCCACCUUUGAAGCACUGGCCUUCCGGAACAGGAGCCUUGGCCAGGUGGACACAUCCUGGAAUGCCAUCCGGAUUGGAAUGUACGUGCUCCACCUGGAGAACUGGCUACAGUACUUCCCGCUUUCACAGAUACAUUUUGUGAGCGGCGAGCGGCUUAUCACAGAUCCCGCAGGGGAGCUGGGCAGGGUGCAGGACUUCUUGGGCCUCAAGCGCAUUGUCACGGACAAGCACUUCUACUUUAACAAAACAAAAGGCUUCCCCUGCCUGAAGAAGCCAGAGAGCAGCAGUCUGCCUCGCUGUCUGGGGAAGUCUAAGGGAAGAACUCAUGUACAGAUUGACCAGGAAGUCAUUGAGCAGCUCAGAGAAUUCUACAGGCCUUAUAAUAUCAAAUUCUAUGAAAUAGUGGGACAGGACUUCAGGUGGGAUUAGAAGAGGGAACAGAGGAACUUCUCACUACACAUCACAGACAGCUAGAGCUUAAGUCUUCCCUCGAUUAUCAGCCACACUGAUGUACUUAUUUCUUCACAUGCAUGAGUGUCAGUCUAUCAGUGGUCAUCGACACACCAUCACAAUGCAGAUGUGUAUUGUAAGCGCUUGGGUCAAUGUCCUCUGCCCAAAAAACAACAGACCAAAUGUUCUUCAGAUUGUCGAAAAUCAGUUGAUGAGAUGCACUUUGGCUGUUUUAUGGGUGAAUGUUUGAGUCAUCUAGAAAGCAGAGGUAUUUCAAAGUAUGUCAGUCACAUUGUGAAGCCUAUGGCUUUAUUUAUUUAAUGCCAUUAAAGAUUGAUGUUGUAUUCAAAGAGUAAGGUGGGAUCUACCCAAAUGUUCAAGCACCAGUUCAGGUCAUUUGACAUUGUAAUUUAUGCACAUGAUGUAACAGCAAAAGACUUGGAUUAUCUAGAAAAACUGCUGCUUAAUCAUUAUUGUUUUUUAUAUACAUUCUAUUUGUUUACCAAGGCCUACUGCUGUCACAUCAGUUCCAGAGCAGUAGAACACAUUCAUCAUUCUACCAGCUGGAUCAUUUAUCAAAGGCCUGCCAUAUGUACAAAUUUACAACCUAAUCUAUUAUAAAUCAAUAAAACUAUACUGGUACUGUAUGGCAAGGUGUGUUGAAAUAAUGACCUUUAUUUCCCAAGGGAUGCAAAGAAACUAGUAUAGCCAGGAAAUAAUGAUGUAUGCUUAAAAACAUGUCUUCAGGCUUAUUGUAUUGUAACAAUAUUUUGUCCUGUGAAUAAAGCACAGAUUUACUUUAACAAACAUGAAAA
Molecule: messenger RNA, 2323 nt
Organism: Conger conger (European conger)
Lineage: Eukaryota; Metazoa; Chordata; Actinopteri; Anguilliformes; Congridae
Product: heparan sulfate glucosamine 3-O-sulfotransferase 2-like
Exons: 2
Coding region: 312-1487 (391 amino acids)
Molecular function (GO): [heparan sulfate]-glucosamine 3-sulfotransferase activity
Source: RefSeq, a predicted model, not a curated record